AUGAAGCUCAAGCCGCUCUCCUUCGCGCGCUUCGCGCCGUCGCCGCUGGGGUGCGCGGGCCUGGGCGGCGGGAGGAGGAGGACGGUGCUCGUGGCGCUGCGCCGGGACGCCGCCGGCAGGGAGCUGCUCACCUGGGCGCUCGUCAAGGCCGCCGCCGCCGGCGACCGCGUCAUCGCACUCCACGUCUCCGCCACCCACUCCGCCGCCGACGCCGCGCCGGAGGAGAAGCUCAGGGCCCGCGACUCGCUCGCCUCCGUGCUCGGCGCCUACAGGGGCUACUGCGAGCGGAACCAGAUCGACCUCGAGCUCAGGCUCUGCGAGGGGCCCUCCAUCAAGAGGGCCCUGGUCGCCGAGGCCACCUCCUCCGCCGCCGCGCACCUCGUCCUCGGCGUCACCAACACCUCCAGGCCUUCCGGGUGGGUACCUACCAAACCUCCACGCCCUUCCCCGAUCAGGAGUUCAUCGUCCGCCACCGCCGUCGCGAGGUACUGCGCCAAGAGAGUGCCGCCGAGCUGCAUGGUCACCGCGGUCAGCAACGGCGCCGUCGUCUACCGCAAGGACGCCGUGCACCACCACCAGCUGCUCAGCCCCUACACCGCAAUGGUGGAGACGCCGCGGCGGCUGUACCGCAAGAUACUCGACGCGAGGAGGACGACGGGAGACAAGUCCCAGGACGACAUGCUCAUCGGCGACGGCCGGUCUCUGCGCCGGAACAUGUCCGUCACGAUGAGGGCCCUCGUCUCGCCGAGGGUCACCUUAGCGCCGGGCCCGGGGAGGUGUCACGCGCUGGAGUCGCCCAAAUUGGCUGCCGGCUGUCCUCUCCUAAACAAGGCUUAUUAUUCAGACAAGGCUUCCGAUGAAGGGGACGAGGAGAAGCAACUUCCAGAAGAGCUGGUUUCACUCAGAGACAAGUACUCAUCCAAGUACACAAUUUUCAGUUACAGGGAGCUAGCCAAGAUCACCAAUGGCUUCUCUCCAGAUCGACUGGUCGGGAAAGGCGGUGCGGGCCGGGUUUACAGGGGCUGUACUGAAGAGGGCAAGGAGCUCGCAGUGAAGGUCCUGAAAUCUUCGGACGACGUGACCAAGGAUUUCAUCUCGGAGAUCGAGAUCCUCAGCUGCGUUGAGCACAGGAACGCCGUGUCCCUCGUCGGGCUCUGCAUCGACGGCGGCAAGCUCAUGCUCGUGUACGACUACAUGCCGCGUGGCAGCCUGGAGGAGAUGCUGCACGCCGAGAAGAAAGGCAAGGGCGCCUUGGGCUGGCCGGAGAGGUUCAAGGUCGCCGUCGGCGCCGCGCGCGCCCUCGAGUCCCUCCACGGCGGCGGAGACCACCGCCCAGCCGUGAUCCACAGGGACAUCAAGUCCUCGAACAUCCUCGUCGCUGACGACUUCGAACCGAAGCUGUGUGACUUCGGCCUCGCGAUGUGGGCAGACGAAGCGGCGGCGCAGGUCACCGGCGACGACGUCGCCGGAACAUUCGGAUACCUGGCUCCGGAGUACUUCAUGCACGGAAAGGUGAGCGACAAGCUCGACGUGUACGCGUUCGGCGUGGUCCUCCUCGAACUCAUCUCUGGGAAGAAGCCGGUGAGCGCCGGCGGGCCCAAGGGCAGCCGCAAGGAGAGCCGCAAGGAGAGCCUCGUGAUGUGGGCGAGCUCCGUCAUACAAGGAGGCAAGCUCAUGGAUCUCGUCGACCCGAGCCUGCCGCUAGCCGACGGCGACGCCGGCGAGGUCGAGCGGAUGGCCCUCGCCGCCGCCCUCUGCAUCCGGCGAGAGCAUCAACACCGGCCGAGCAUGAUCAACGUGGUGAAGCUGCUCGCCGGCGACGGCGACGCCGUCAGGUGGGCGAGGUCGCAGGUCGGCGUGCCAGGCGACGACGACCAUGAUGGCUGCGGCGUGGCGACUUCGCCGGACAAGAAGGACAUCGAGUCGUACAUCAACCUUGCGCUGCGUGACGUCAUCGACGACGACGCCUCGUCCGUCGGCAGCGCCGACUUCAUCGGCGCCAACAUGUCCUUGGAGGAGUACCUCAAGGGGAGAUGGAGCCGGUCCUCCAGCUUCGAGGGCUGAAGGCUCCACAAGUGCGGCGAUCGCCAUUUUUGUGUGCAUAGAGCAUUCUUUUUAUUCAUUGUUUUUUAGCAACAGAUUCAUUGGUGUAUACUAAGGAGU
This is a messenger RNA of Panicum virgatum (switchgrass), 2163 nucleotides long. Its product is annotated as serine/threonine-protein kinase CDG1-like. The transcript has 7 exons. The record is from RefSeq and is a predicted model, not a curated record. NCBI's taxonomy places the organism in Eukaryota, Viridiplantae, Streptophyta, Magnoliopsida, Poales, Poaceae. Gene Ontology annotation, biological process: protein phosphorylation. The coding region runs from base 1 to 2064 and encodes 687 amino acids. Gene Ontology annotation, molecular function: ATP binding; protein kinase activity.